Sander lucioperca (pikeperch) is the source of this 4702-nucleotide messenger RNA. Its product is annotated as lamin-A. The record is from RefSeq and is a predicted model, not a curated record. NCBI's taxonomy places the organism in Eukaryota, Metazoa, Chordata, Actinopteri, Perciformes, Percidae. Bases 358 to 2364 code for a protein of 668 amino acids. The transcript has 14 exons.
GGUGGCUGUCGGCUGCCUGCUCGGCUCAGAGGAGUUCCUUCACAGAUUUGUUCAAAGAAAAACCGGCCCAGGGGAUGAUAUCAUGAUGAACUCGACUGUCGACAUUUUGAAAGGUCAACAGUGACCGUGGAAAGGAGGGGACGUGUUUUUAAACGACUGAAGAAAAGCGUUUCCAAAGAGACACGUAGGUACAGUGUGCAGUGAGCGACAGCUAGGAGAGCAGUUCAGGGCACGAGCCAAAGGCGCACACACCCACUAGCAGAGAGCAAGACUGCAUUAUUCAACGGAUCCUCUUCUCUACACUCCUCUGGGCCAGUUACUCAACCCCUCCGCACCUCUUGCUGAGCCAUUAUUGCCAUGGAAACCCCAAGCCAGAAACGCACCAGCCGUGGUGCUGCCUCCCCGACCCGCAUCAGCAGGCUGCAGGAGAAGGAAGACCUGUGCAACCUCAAUGACCGGCUGGCUGUCUACAUCGACAAGGUGCGCUCGCUGGAGUCUGAGAACGCCGGACUCCGAAUGCGCAUCACCGAGUCGGAGUCCACGAUCACCCGGGAUGUGUCGGGCAUAAAGGCGGCCUAUGAGGCAGAGCUGGCCGACGCCCGCAAGACCCUGGACCAGGUGGCCAAGGAGCGAGCUCGCAUGCAGCUGGAGCUGAGCAAGAUCAGGGAGGAGCACAAGGAGCUCAAAGCCAGGAACAGUAAGAAGGAGUCUGACCUGGAGGCGGCGCUGGCCAGGCUGAGGGACCUGGAGGCCCUGCUGAACUCUAAAGAUGCUUCCCUCUCCACUGCCUUGGGAGAGAAGCGGUCCCUGGAGGCUGAAGUGAAGGACCUCAAGGCCCAACUGGCCAAGUUGGACGGGAGCUUAGCCGAUGCCAAGAGGCAGCUGCAGGAUGAGAUGCUGAGGAGAGUGGACGCCGAGAACCGCCUGCAGACCGUGAAGGAGGAACUGGAGUUCCAGAAGAACAUCUACAGCGAGGAGCUGCGCGAGUCCAAGCGCCGGCACGAGUUAAGCGUCGUGCAGAUAGACAGCGGGCGGCAGCAGGAGUUUGAGAGCAAGCUGGCCGAGGCCUUGGUCGAGAUGAGAGCCCAACAGGAGGAGCAGGUCCGCCUCUACAGGGAGGAGAUCGAGAAGACCUUCAACUCUAAGCUGGAGAACGCUCGUCAUUCAGCUGACAGGAACAGCCAUUUGGUGGGAGCCGCUCAUGAAGAGCUGCAGCAGACCCGUGUGCGAUUGGAGGGCAUGUCAGGCCAGCUCAGCCUGCUGCAGAAACAGCUGGCAGCGAGCGAGUCCAAGGUGCGGGAGCUGGAGGAGGCCCUGUCGAGGGAGCGGGACAUGAGUCGUCGGCGGCUGGAGGAUAAAGAGCGGGAGAUGGCCGAUAUCCGAGCUCGGCUGAUGCUGCAGCUGGAGGAGUACCAGGAGCUGCUGGACAUCAAACUGGCCCUGGACAUGGAGAUUAACGCUUACAGGAAGCUGCUGGAGGGAGAGGAGGAGAGGCUGCGUCUGUCACCUGGCGGCACCACAAAGGUCACAGUGGCACGGACCUCCGGCUCAGCCCACAGCCACACCAGCCGCGUGCUCUCCGGCUCAGGCCACAGCCACAGCACCCGCGUGGUCCACUCCUCCGGCACUGGCACCCCCGCUGCAGCCGCCACGGCGGCGGUCACUGCCUCCAGCAGCCGCAACUCCUCCGGAACAGCCAGCGCCAAGAAGCGCCGCCUCAAUGACAAUGACAGCGAGAGCUCCAGCAUGGUGGGGGGCACUGUGACCAAGACUCGCAUCAGUCAGAACGCCUCAGCCAGCGGCCGCGUCACAGUGGAUGAGGUUGACCUGGAGGGCAAGUUCGUUCGUCUCAGCAACAAGGCUGACGAGGACCAAUCUCUGGGCAACUGGCAGGUGAAGAGACAAGUAGGUAAUGCCAACGCCAUCAUCUACAAGUUUCCCAACAAGUUCACUCUGAAGGCCGGAGAAACUGUCACUAUCUGGGCUGCAUCUGGCGGUGGAACCCAUAACCCCCCCUCUCACCUGGUGUGGAAGAACCAGAGCUCCUGGGGCACCGGCGACCUCCUGCAGACCACCCUCAUUAGUGCCAACGGAGAGGAAAUGGCCAUGAGGAAAGUGACACGCACCCUGUUCCAUGAAGAUGAAGAUGAUGACAUGGGAGCCCACAGCACGAGCGGUGCAGACAACGAGUACAACCUGCGGAGCCGCACAGUGAUCUGUGACUCCUGUGGGCAGACGCAGGACCGCUCAGGUGUUUGCAGCAGCGGGGGUCUGCCUGAAGGCCUCGUGGGACAUUCCUUUUUCAUGGGGACCAACGAGCCCAGACAGGGUCGGGCUAAGCCGGAGAACUGCUCCAUCAUGUAAAAACCAGACGGCACCUCACCUGAACCCACCACCUCCUGCAACCCACAAAGGAAACAUAAUUUUCUACUGUUGGGUUGUUUGUCUUUUUUUUUUUAUAUGGUCUUAUUUUGUAUUCAGAUUAAUCUGCAGGUUAUAAUUGCUUCGAGGUUUUUGGGCAAAGGGCACAGGAUUUUCAUAUUCAGCUUUUGAGUUUGUAUAUUCAAGUUAUGUUAUUGCAUGUGUGCUGUGCUAAUGCUCGUCCUGCUUUUCUUGCACAUUCUCUCCACCCACACACACACACACACACACACACACACACACACACACACACACACACACAGCUCUAUUGACCAGUGCUUGUGCUUUGAUCCGAGUUUCCGGGGUUUCACAUUUAAUGGCCAUGCUGUCAUCACUCAACACGCACAGCUAGUGAACCCUGUCAGGAAUAAGUCUCCAUACAGACAACAGGAAGAUGAAUCCUGUGGGGUUUGUUUAUCAUGUUUAUCGCCCAUCAAAUUGAUCCAAUCUUUACUUAAGGUGAUGUUUACAUUUGAAAUGUGGACAGUAUUGUGCUAUCUUUAUAUGCUCUAGAGAAAAUACAUUUAAUUUAGUUUUUGUUUUGAUAAACUAUGUUGGAAAGGUCUCCAAAGAAAGCAUAAGUACUGGAAGCUCAGGGUGUUCAGCAGUUGUUGUUUUUUUUUUACCUUUAGCCUUAGACAAACUUGUCGUAUUACAUUUUCUAUGUGGAUUUACAGUGGAUCGUACAGUUUGGCUGCUAUGGUGCACACAGAGAAAAUAAUUAUUCAAAAUAAAUAUUUUUUCUGCAAUUCACAGCUGGACCCCAGAGAGAUGUAUUUGGUUAGGCUUUUGAACGUGUGGGGAAAUAAGGAAUUCAGUUAUAAUUAUUGUUUGCUGGAUAAGUUGAAUGUACCCAGUUAAAUGUGCAUCUCAGUUUGAUGUACAUUUAAAUAUGUCGUCCUAUUAGGUAACUCCAAAGAUGUUUUGUCAAAAUUUAGGAUUAGUUUUUUACCUGGGGGAAAUACCAGGUUUUGAGUCUUUACUGGUGCCAUAUAUACAAUAUAUAUUUGUAGGAUGUUUCAGCUUAUUAAACCAAAUGAACAUUAUUAUAAUAGAAAGAUGUUGCUGCUAUUUACAGAAUGCAACAGUAGUUUUUGGAAACAUUUUAGCAAGCUUUUUUUAUUUUUUUAUUAUUUUUUUUUUACAGAUUAAAUAAAACGAAAGUGCCUUUAGGACCGAAAAAGCAAUCACUGUACUUUGGGCACAUGCCUGGUAUAACAGUCUUGUGACUGUCAGCUGUCUGAUUUGUAUUGCUCCUAAAAACUGGUCAUAAGGGCUUUUUUUCCCCUUUCCUCUUAAAAAUUAUUGGCUUUGCAAAUCCCCAAGCAUGAUUUUGGGAUCUAAGUAAGAUUGUGUGGUUUCUAUACUUUUUGAUUUUGGCUUCAUGCACUGCUUUUAUUGAGGGCCUCGCUAAAUAUGCACAGCAGGUAGACUUGUACUGUAGUCUGGCAGCUUAAGUCAUUUAUACUCCAGCGAAAAAGUAUAUCAAAGAAUUUAUGGAAAAUACUUGAUAGCUGUUUUGGACUUUUUUUUUGUGCCACAUUGAUUUUGUUUUUUGGCUUAAGUAGAUCUGACUAGUAGUCUGAUUUUUACACUAUGAUCCCCAAAGUGCCUUAAAAAGUCCAUGACAAUCUUUAGUUAAAGAAAUGGCCAUCUCCAAAGAUGAGUGGUGUUUAAUUAACAGACGUAGUAUUUAUCUCAUAUGUGCAUGUAAAUAUGAGACAUGAGUACUGUAUGUACUUGUGAAAUAUAUGCAACUAUUAACUGAAUCAUCCCACUCAGAACAGAUCAUUUAAAGGGUGUGGUCAGGGUUUUUCAGAGGCCUGUUUGACGGAGUUUAAGCCAGAAAGAAACCUCUUCCUGUACAGCGCUUCUUGUUUAAGUGUUUUCCUAAGAAACGGACAGCUGCUCUUUAACAUUUAUAUGUAAUGCUAGUUUAAGGUAAAGAACCAAGACACUACCAAAAUGAGAUUUAAACCACAGAUGUGCUUUAUGUGAAAAGUCUAGAAAGGCCUUUGUGAAAUCCUGAACCCUCCCUGUUCAAGUCUUGAUUGAGGCCUCAUGAAUCCUUAUGAAGGACUUGAGGAUUUAAAAUGUUACUGAAAGGGAAUUGUUGUUGUGAGCCUUUAAUGCCAAAGUUGUAAUUAGCUUGAAGUAGGAUUUGUCUAUCAUAAUGUUAUCAUUAUAGAAAAGCCAUUCAGUCGAUGUAAUGAAUGUUUUUUUUUUUUUUUUUUUUUGCUUUUCUAAAAUAACGCUGAGUAAAAAAAUGUUUUCACAGUGA